AUGGCACAUCUUGGAGCCUUCAAAAACAUGUUCGAGGAAAUCGAUGACAGCAGCGGCCCUACCGUCCAGCAGGGGGAUGAGGAGGCGCUAGGCCGCGCGGAGAGUGGCUUCGUCGGGCUUGACAACCAGGGAGCCACGUGCUACCUCAACGCUCUCCUACAGGCUAUCUACAUGACCCCGGAGCUGCGGCAUGGGCUGUACGCCGUGGACCCCAAGGAUCUCGGCGGCGACAAGUACGAGGCAGAGCGGGAGCAGGAUCGCGAGAACGAGAAAGCCAGGCUGGCGAAGGAACGCGCCCGGCUUAAAAAGCAGGAGAAGGAAGGGAGGAUGCAGCCUGACCCAGAGAUCGUGAAAGGCCUUCUCGACAUGUCCUUCUCAGAAAAUGGAGCACGUCGCGCCGCCCUCAAGACGAAGAACAAGAGCUUUAACGCGGCCUUGGACUGGGCCAUGGAGCACAGCGAGGACAAGGAUUUCGAAGACCCUCUCCCCGGCUACGACGACGACGACGUGGACGGCGGCGGUAAGAAGGAGGGCGAAGGUGCGGGAGGGGAAGAUGGCGGCGCUUCGGGCAAGAAGAAGAAGGGAAGCAAGAGCAGGAAUGCCAAGAUGAUUCCGCUAGAGCUCCAGAGGCUCUUCGCCCGGCUGCAGCUGCUUGAUGCACGCACGGUGUCGACUGAGGACCUAACGGAGCGAGGUUUCAAGUGGAAGAACGACGAGGGCCGGAUGCAGCACGAUGCCCACGAGCUGAUCCGACUCCUGAUCGACCGCCUGGAGCGGGACAUGAAGCUCUCCAAGGUUAACGCCGGCCUCGUCUCGGCUCUCUACGAGGGGGAUCUAGCCAAUCAGGUGAAAUGCCUCCAUUGCGGACACGUUAGCGAGAGGAGGGAGAAGUACCGCGACGUCCUGCUGCAGGUGGCAGGCCAGGAGGACCUGGUGACGAGCUUGCUGAGCUACACGCGACCCGAGCGCUUGUCCGGCGACAACAAGUACUUCUGUGACCAGUGCCAGGAGAAGCAGGACGCGCUGCGGUCCCAGACUCUGAGGGCUCUCCCUCCCGUGCUCAUCUUCAGCCUCAAUAGGUUUGAGUUCGACUUCGAGACGAUGGAGCGAGUGAAGGUCAAGCAGGAGUUCAAGUACCCCCUCACGCUGGACAUGGAGCCCUUCGUGGAAGGUCGGGCGUGGUCCGGCAACGAUAACUCGGACGAGAGCCAAGUUCCCGAUCUGGCCGGGGACCCCGAAGUGCCGGGCACCUGUCGAAACCGCCAAAAGUGGGUGCCGCAGGCGUGGAACGACGCUCAAGCUGAAGCGAUCACGCUCCAAACAUCUCUCGCCGCAACAAGCGACCCCGGCCAAGCUUCCAAGUUCGACGGAGAUGGAGGGCGGGCCGGCGGCAUCGGAGACGGCUUGAGGCGGGAGGAGGACGAGGGGGGGGGGCUAGUGUAUGAGCUGCUUGCGGUGGUGGUGCACCGGGGAAGCGCGUACUCGGGGCACUACCACGCCCUUAUCAGAGACUGCCUGCAGGAGGGCCGGUGGCUCCCUCCGUCGGGGUUGAAUCCGUCUCAACCGGCCGACGCGGGGGAAGACGAGGAGAAGGAAGGCGUUGGCUUGGGGGGGGAUGGGGGUGGCCAAGAGGAAAGCAAGAAGAGCGAUGGGUCGUUAGGAGCGGGGACAGGUCCACACAGGAUUGGCGGUAAGACACAGCAGCAGCAGCAGCAGCAGAGGCCGAUGGAGCUAUUGCUAGAGGUGUUCGAGGACGCUCCGAAGCACCAAGAGCUGGAGAAGCCUUGCUUGCAGCUGAAGGAGUUGAGGGCUAAGACGCGCUCGCGCUUGGGCGGCAAGAGAUGGGACAAGGUAUUUAAACCGCGACUGGACAAGUUCAUCAAGGACCACGCAGACGUGUUCAUGCUCCAGGAGACAGAGACCAACGGCGUGGAAGUGCUCCUCCUGCACAGGCCGGGGGGGGGUGAGGGUGAUGCCGCGGAGCCCCCCGCGGGAAACGCCGCCGAGAGUGGGGUGGGUGGGGCCCCCGGUGCGGAUGGGUCGGACCCAGAGCUGGAGGAAGUGCUGCGGCUGUCACUCCAACAGCAGUCUGCGGGCCAUCAAAGCUUGGCGCCGGCCAACGGGACUGCACUUGCGGACACUGCGGGGGACGGCGGCGGUGGCGGAGGCAAAGGGUUGGCGGCGAGCAAGGCGGUGCCCCCGGGGGCGGUGGAUGCGCUCGCGUCGGAGAAACACGGCCGGUGGUUUAGCUUCGACGACCGGAAGGUGACGCCGAUCUCUAUUCGCGAUCUGCAGAAGCCAUUCGAAGGGGCGGAGACUGCUUACCUGCUCAUCUACAGAUCCAGGUCACUAGAUCAAGAGGCUGGCUCGCCCGUCUCGCCAGCGGACAUCGCCGCGGCUGUCAGCGCCAGCAGCGCUGGAUCGGGGGGCCCGCGGAAUCUUCCGGGGGGCUUGCACAUGACCUCUGUGCCCCCCUCGUACUGGAUGGACAAGGUGGACACCGAGAACGACUCUCUCAAGACGGCCAAAGACAGCAAGGAAGCGGACCUUCACGGAAUCAAGGUCACCGUCUGGGUUCCCAAGCUCCUACAGGUCCAGAUGCCGCACCUGGUGCCGCUGGAUCCUUCUUCGUCUAAUCUGGACCAGCUCCCGGAGGCCCUGCGUUCCCCGCUAGUGCUGCACCUUGACGACCGUCAGACGGUCAAGGACCUCAAGAAGGAGGUGGUCAAAAGGCUCGGGGAGUUCUGCAGAGAGAUGGGCGUGUCUGACAUGGGGAGAGCGCGGCUGUCGGAGCUCACGGCCCACGGGCCAGGCAUGUACCCAUCCAAGCAUCUCCCCGACCAGCCCGGCCAUCGAGCGAACAGCCCGCGCAGGCGUAGCAACCACCACCGCCGCAGGGGCGGCGGCGGGGGGAGGCAGGAGGAGGAUGCGGGGGCGACGUCGACUGCGACGGUACCCACCCUUGGUGACCUUGACUGGGACCAGCCGGAGGGCCCCCUGGUGCUCCUGUGGGAAGGGAGGAGGAUUGACGGGGUGGAGGUUCCGGACCCUGGCCCCGAGACACGCCCUAUCCGACUCGUGGUGUCGGUGUUGAAGGCUUCGGAAGACAUGGACCAGUCGGCGUGGAUAGACAACAUCCUCGAGCAGGCAGGAGGGUUCGGACGCGUCCCUGAACGUCGUGGGUCCCGUGCUGAGACAUCACAGACGUGGAGCGACCUGUACACCCGGGCGGGAGUUACGGCGUCUGAAGUCGUGGAGCUGGUGUCCAACAGGGGCCCCGCAGAGGUUAGCACCUCCAAGAUGUGCAUCUCCCUGCUGAGGAAUUUUUCGAGCGCAGUCGCCCCCGACUACCUCGACAGCGGCAGAAAACGCGCCUCAGAACGAGGGGGAGGGGGAGCGGGGGCUCCGCAGAUGGAGGCGGUGCAGAUCGCGGGGCCCUCCGGCGUGUUCGAGGAGUGGCAGUCGUCGGGUUUAGCGGGGAAGGGCGGGUCCGGGGCAGAGCUAGCUGGGCUGGAGCUGUCGGAGGGAAGCGAGCUUCUGGUGGAGGAGCAGGGUGCGGUGAACAAGCUCAUCGCGAUGACGGAGUUCUCCUCUCUCGCUGAGAUGGAGGCGGCCAGGCGAAGCCGUUUGGUGAGGGUGGAGGUGGAGGUGGACGAUGACCUCGUCGAUACCCUCAGGAGUCACAGCCUCCCGCUAGCGCACGACGUCGCAGUGGCCACCCACGAAGGCCAACGGGUGCUGCUACACCUCGAGUGCGAUGUCCACGCCACCAGCAUCCCCCACCUCAAGGCGUUCUGCCUCCUGGGCCUCGUACCCGCCCUCAAGGAAAACACCAUCCCCUCCUCGCAAAUCCAAGCCCUGCUACCCCCCCCCCCUCCCCCCACCCGGGGCACCGCCGCCGCCCCCGCAAGCGGAGCGAAGGAGGAGUUAGCCCUCGUGGGGCUAGUGAAGACGGUCCGCCUGGAGAACACCAAGUCUGGGAACACGCUGGAUGAGUCCUCUACAGGCGCCAGCCUGUUUGCGACGAGGAUUUCGGAGGGGGCCCAGCUGAUGCUGCAGUGGGGGGCCCCGCCGGCCACUGGGAAGGCCUUGGUCAAGUUCUACGUCCGCGUGGGCAACAGUACCGCCACAGCCCGCGACCCUACCCGCAGCGGCAGCACCUUCGGGCCGCUCGAGGUGAUCGCCGACCUCAAAGAACCGGUGUCCGCUCUCAAGGCGCGCAUGGUCAAGAAGGCCGCGGAGAUGACCUACAUCGUGGAGGACGACCAAGAGAGGCGGGACAGCGGGGGCGGCAAAGGCGGCAAAGCUAAGGGGGGGGACGCCGCCGGCGAGGAGGAGAAGCCGGAGGGCGGGGCGGAAGGGGAGCGAGAGGCCGGCGGCAGCGGCGAGAAGGAAGCGGGCGCCGCGAGCAAGAGCAAGAAGAAGAAGAAGAAGAAGAAGGGCGGGGGCGGCGGGGAAGGGAAGGACGGCAUUCCCGAGGACAAUCAAAACAACACCAACACCGCUGCUGGUGCUGCUGCGGCAGCGGACAAAGGCGCGGCCACGGACGACAAUGGCAAUAAACACAAAGUCGAUGUCGAUGGACCCCUGUUCCAGGACCGGCUGGUGGAAGAGUCGGGCAUCUUGGGAGGCCAAGAGAUAUACCUAGAAGAUGGUCGCGUGCCGAGACCCCGAGAGCUGGAGAUCACGGUCCUCGCCUACGCACCGCACUUCCUCGGGCUCGCCGCCGCCGCCGCCGCGGAAAGGCUCAAGGCGAAGGUCUCCCAGAUCUCCGAAAUCUCCGACGCUGCAGCCGACGCCAACGUUGGCAAUGGCGAUGGCGAUGGCAAGGCCGCUGACCCAGCCGACCCCGCGAGGGGAAACGCGGCGGCGGCGGCGGCGGGGGGCAAGUCUGCCCUCCGGAACCGGUCCACGACCUCGUCCUCGAAGGUGGCGCGGGGGGGGCGCGGCGGGAAGGGGGAGGGGGGGGAGGUGGGCUCGGUGCCCACGGGAUUGUCGCCGAGCGCGGUCUGGCCGGAUGAGGAGGCGGCGAGGAAGAAGGGGGACGUGGAGAGAUUCCGCGGGGACCCCGUUAGGCUGCUGAGCCUCCAGCGGCAGCUAUCUAUGAGGACCCUCGGCCACUUCCACAUCGACGAGCGCCGUUCCCUCACGGAGCUGCGUGCUAUCCUCAGAGGACUGCUAUCGGAGGGGCUUAGCAAGGCGACAAAGGCGUCCAUGGCGGAGGCAAUGAGAGCCGCCAAAGAAGCUCAGGCGGCAGCGGAGGCGGAGGCGGCGGCGGCGGCAGCGCAGGCCGAGGCCGGGGGAGGGGGGGACGCAGACGGGGAGGUGAUGGACGCCAACGAGCUCGAGGACAUCCGCAAGAUCAUGAUGAUGAAAAACAACAAAAACCCCAGCAAGUCACGAAAGAAGCGCUCCAGUCACGGCCGCGGCGGCGGAGCCGGCGCCCACGGAAGCAGUAGCAGCACCACCACCACCACCACCGCCGCCGCCUCCGCUACGCCAACGCCGCCCCCGCCCCCGCCUCCUGCCGGUGAAACGACGGUGCCCGGGACGGUCGAUGCACCGAACGGGCUCGGCAGCAGCAGUGCGAACUGUUCUGCCGCCGCGGGGGAGGGAGGGGGGGAUAAGUUGGCGGCGUCGAUCGACAGGGAGUGGGUGAAGGAGGUGAAGGAGGAGCGCGCGGACUCUGACGAUGAGAUACCCCUGCCGGAGGGGAUGCCGGGUUUCCAGACCCUCGAGGAGGCCAUGCUGGUGCGGGAACUGAGGAAGGACAGGCUGCCCGGGAAGAUCAUCAGGAGCAGCGACGUCGGGGGGAACACGGCUGGAGGCCUGUUUGUCGGGCAGACGAUCUCGGAGCUUAACCUCUGCUCCAGCGUCGCCCUGGUUCUCUGCCUGCGUCCGAGGCUUCCCCAGACCCCUCUCGUGCAAGAGGCCAGCAUGUCUCGCCGAGAGAAACUCGCUGAGGAGUUGCUGGAGAAUGGCCAGGCCAACGGCGACAACGGUCCUGCCGAGGAGGAGAAGGGGCCGACGCUGGAGGAGCAGAAGCAACAGCUGCAGGAGGCCCAGCGGCAGUUGCAAGCGCUCGAGGCUAACUUGGAAGACAUGCAGAAGAAGAGGGACGUCGACAUUCGCGCCCUGGAGCUGGGGUGGACGACCUACAACAAGGCCUCAAAGAACAACCGCUCCCCGGAGCAGGACAGGUCCAUGAAGGCGUGGAAGAAGGAGCUCAACGCCAGAAAGGAGCGCAUCGACAACACCCACCUCAAGGAGGAGCGGCCAUUGGACAAAGAAGUCAAGUCGAUGAAGACCGCGGUGGAGAAGAUGAAGAGAAGCGUCAAGAAGACUGAGAAGGAAGAAGACAGGGAGAAAGCCGCUGCUCAGGGCCUGGAGUCAGCCUCGAUCUUCACUCGCGUCAAGGGUGUACUCUUCAGCGGCGCCAAGGCCACGUUCGGUUUCGGCAGGACGGACGACACCCCGGACGAUAACGCCGGCAUCGCCAUCGCCGCCGCACAGCUCAAGUCCAACCGGGAGCAGGAGAGCAUCGCGAUGGAAAAGGAGACGGACAAGGAACUGGAGGCCUCGGACUGGGGCGUUCCCAAGGCUCGCGGCAAUGCCAAUUCGUCCGGCAAAAAGGGCGGCGGAGGAAAGGGCGCCGGCAAGAAGUCGGCCGCGUCGUCCUCUACCGGCCAGCCAGGGUCCGCGGGGGCGGGAACUGGCGCUCCAGAAGCAGCAGGCGCGGCUUCAGCAUCAGCCUCUGGAAGCUCCGCCGCUGCAGUCGCUGCUACUGCGAUGGCUUCGCCAGAGACAACGCUCGCCGACCUUCUCCGUAAGAGGGAAGAUGAGGUGGAACGGCGACGCACGGACCCGGUCACCGACCUGCACCUUUGGACGUUCUGGCGCAAGAACCCGCUUGGGGACGGAGGCACGCUGCCGAUCGACGAGCCGGAAUGGCCAGGGCCGCUCAAGGAGGUGAUCGUGGAGGACGUCUCGCAGCCAACCCUCGACAACCUACACGAGGCCCUGGGGAAGGCCUACGGGAUACCGGCGACUCGGGUGCGGGCUAUCAAGCACAACUGGGGCAAGCACCAGUGGGUUCGUCUCACGCGCGAGAUGGGGAUCAAGAAGAUGAAGAAGGGGAAGAAGGGCAAGCGUCUGGUCACCAACCUCCGAGAGGCGCCGUACUCGUUCAAGGACGGGGAUGUGGUGGCGGUGGUGGACAAGAUGGAGGACGAGUCGGGAGAGGCCGACCUCGCGAGGGCAGACGACGAGGCGUAUCGAGAGCAUGGAAAGGGGCAGGCGAAGACAAAGAAGGACAAGAAGAAGAAGAAGAAGAAGAAGCCAGCGUCGAAGCGAGCCGUGCCGGAGGUCGGGUUGACCUUGGGAGGAGGAGACUGGGACGAUGGCGACGACGACGACGAGAGCGACGAGAGCGACGAAAGCGACGACUUGAGCGACAUGCGCUUCUGAUCAAGCGCCACCCACCACCAUCAGAGGCACACCCUGUCUUGACGUUUGCUUGGUCAAGACUCAAGACGCCAUAUUUCAAAGCGGAAGGAAGAGACGCGACCUUGAAUUGAACAUUCCAUGGAAUAUCACAUCCGGUUUGGUAACCACGGGGAAAUGCCACCCCAAAGAUGCCUCCGUAGAUAGAAAGGUGUCGCCAGAUAGCAAUGACUAAACAAGGGCCAGUGAGGAGGUCUAGAGUGCCCUCCGGGGGUCUGCGCUUUUUACAUUAGAUUUUAUCACAUUAGGAUCAGCACCGUCGCAUUAGAUUGAUCACAUUAGGAUCAGCAGCGUCUCGUAGCUCUGGAGGCACGUGAUGCUACAGAGGAAGACUCAGUCGCACGGCCGCGUCUACGAGAUGUUGCCUGGAUGGUUGGAAUUUUAUCCGUCGUCUGUUGAAGGGGGAUUGCACCGUCUUUGUUCCGGAUAACCGCCGGGCAUGCUUUCUGUCUGUGUGCUCCCCUCCCCCGGUAAGAUGACGCAGGGGGGGCAGGCCAGGCGCACUGUAACGAACGGUGGUUGAAGAAGACAGCGAGCGGCCGUUAUGUAUGGCGUUUGCUACGCACUAUAUUGCCGUUUUUCGCUUGGGCUGGUGGCAGCUGCUUGAUGUUGUUAAUAGCACAAGGUCUUUGUUGCCCGUUUAGUGGUUGGUGCUUCUGCUUCUACGGGAGAGGAAUUGCGAGCAGGUGCUUACGAUUUCGGGGUGCUGGUCUUUUUUCCUCGGGAUGACAGGACCACUGAUGAUACACGAGCUGUGCCGCCUCUAGUCUAGACUGUGUUGCUCCCUUGCGGUUCGUGCUGUUGUUGCUUCCAUGUGUGGAGCACAAAUUGACGUUAAUCUCG
Ectocarpus siliculosus is the source of this 8346-nucleotide messenger RNA. The record is from the annotation of a GenBank genome assembly. Lineage: Eukaryota; Phaeophyceae; Ectocarpales; Ectocarpaceae.